CUUUUUGUUGUUUAUUUUACUUUUGUGUAGUUUUAUUUUCUUUCCCAUCACCCACGCCGACAAAGAGGAAGCCAUCUUCAUCGAUUUUUUAAAAACUAGAAAACAUCUAAAAACUGGAAAACAAGUUGAACUGAUAUCCUCAGAGAGAAGGAACAAAUUUGCUUGAAUAUCCCAAUAGAAGAAAAAAACAACACAGAAACAUGUCAGAGUACGGACAAAAGAGGGAACAUGACGGUGACGAUGAAUACCAAGGCAGAAAGCGCCAGCGGGGCGAGGGAAACAGAGUCGAUCUUCGUGUUCUCCUGCAGAGCAAAAAUGCAGGUGCCAUCAUUGGGAAAGGCGGUACCAACAUAAAAAGGCUUAGAUCAGACUACAAAGCAAGCGUAACGGUUCCCGAUAGCGACGGCCCAGAACGAAUUUUGACCAUCAGCGCUGAGCUUGGCACAGCAUUAGAUUGUCUUCUGGAUGUGAUCCCAACGCUUGAAGAGUAUCAGAACAUGAAAGGUAAUGACUACAACUGUGAGAUCCGUAUGUUGGUUCAUCAAAGCCAGGCUGGAUGUGUCAUUGGUAGAGCUGGCUUUAAAAUCAAGGAACUCCGAGAGAAAACUGGAACAAACAUUAAGGUGUACUCACAGUGUUGCCCAGGAUCCACUGAGCGUGUUGUAGCCAUUGCUGGCCGACCAGAUGAUGUCGUCAACUGUAUUGACACAAUCUACGAACUGCUGGAAACUGCUCCACCAAAAGGACCUAACCAGUAUUAUGACCCAAACAACUUUGACGAGUUUUACUGCCAAGAGUAUGGAGGUUAUACUCUUGGCGAGGGUUUGAGAGGUAAAGGAGGUCGUGGGGGCCGUGGAGGUGGCAUGGGUGGUGGCGGCGGUGGUGGAUUUGGUGGUCGUGGUGGUGGUGGUGGCAUGGGAGGCCGUGGAGGACGAGGCGGUGGUGGUGGACGAGACAUGGGUGGCCGUCAAGGUGGAUUCGGAGGUGGCCGUGGAGGCGGUGGCGGUGGAAACUUCGGAGGACGCGGUGGUGGAAUGGGUGGCGGUGGAAUGGGAGGAGGUGGAGGUGGUAUGGGUGGAGGUCGUGGAAGAGCGAGAGGUGCUAGUAAUUUUGGUGGACGCCAACAAGGCAAUGAUUCAAACCUGUCCCAAAAUUUGGACUUUGGGGGAUCAUCAGACAUAAAACCAAGUAUGGGUGGCGGCCGUGGAGGAAUGGGCGGUGGUAACUAUGGAGGACGAGGUGGCGGUAUGGGUCGUGGCGGCAUGGGCGGUGGUAUGGGCGGCGGUGGAGGUAUGGGAGGUGGCGGUGGAGGUAUGGGAGGCGGUGGAUAUGGGGUGGAAACAUGGGUGGUGGUAUGGGAGGAGGAAUGGGG
Molecule: messenger RNA, 1372 nt
Organism: Ruditapes philippinarum (Manila clam)
Lineage: Eukaryota; Metazoa; Mollusca; Bivalvia; Venerida; Veneridae
Product: heterogeneous nuclear ribonucleoprotein K-like
Exons: 12
Biological process (GO): regulation of transcription by RNA polymerase II; regulation of mRNA splicing, via spliceosome
Cellular component (GO): cytoplasm; nucleus
Molecular function (GO): mRNA binding
Source: RefSeq, a predicted model, not a curated record